CAUUACAUUUGACUUCUCCAAACUUUCACAAAUCUCAACCAUUCUUCUCUUCUUCUUCUCACUGCCCACUUUCUCUUCUCAAUAGAAAAAAAUGCUCUUUCUAUUAAUCCCACAAUAUGUAAUUAAAACGUCAAGAUUAAUCUCUUUAAUUAUAUGUAAUGAAUCUCUUUAAAUUUCAGUCUUUAGUUUGAAGUUUCUGUCAUUAACAAAAGAAGAAAAACACAAAAUGGGCAAAGCAUCCAAAUGGUUCAAAGCAUUUCUCGGGUUCAAGAAAACUGACUCUUCUUCUUCUUCUUCUUUGUUACACAAAAAACCAAGUCCAAACCCAUCACUAACCACUAAAAAGAAACGCAGUAACUUUAAAUCCUACAGAGAUAAUGAUUUUCAGCAGCCCCACUAUGAUCAAUAUGGUGUCUCCACGUCAGUUUGCGGUAGAAAUGACGUUGUGAGAGCAGAGACGGAUUCAAGAUUUAAAUUUGUGGACCCCACCAACAGCCCCGUCACGGUAGAAGAGGUGGUGGAGUUGACAGCAAGUAGCGGUGGUCCAGCAGCGGUGACGACGUGGAACGGUGUCGUUUUAGGUCGUGAAGAAUGGGCUGCCGUCGUGAUACAGUCACAUUUCCGAGCUUAUCUGUCAAGGAGAGCAUUAAGGGCAUUGAAGGGACUUGUGAAGCUUCAAGCAUUAGUAAGAGGUCAUAUUGUGAGGAAGCAAACUGCUGAUAUGCUAAGGCGUAUGCAUGUACUGAUAAGAGCUCAGUCGAGAGCUCGUGCUGGACGAUCUCAGGUUUCUGAAUCGCCUCAUUUUAGCGCCAAGUCUAUUCAAUUUCUUCAUCAUGGUCCUGCAACUCCUGAUAAAUUCGAGCAUGUUAUUCGUGCAAGGAGCAUGAAGAAUGAUGAAAUGUUUAUGCUCAAGAGGAAUUCUUCAAACCAUAUGGGCUGCAGAAUGGAUAUUGGAAAUCCAUAUGUUACUUCCACACAUAGGAAUCUCUUCUAUUCAUCUGAUCUUAGCUUAAAUUCAGACCAAUUAAGUUAUAGCUUGGAUGAAACAUGUUUCUCUUCUGCUGAUAAUAGCCCACAACUUCACUCAUCAUCAUCGAAAUAUGCUCGUUCGAGGCGAGGACCAUUUACGCCAACUAAGAGUACCGAUGGUACAAGAAGCUACUCGAGUAAUCAUCCAAACUACAUGUCUUACACCGAGGCAGCUAAGGCAAAGACGCGAUCAAUAAGUGCACCAAAACUAAGACCUCAGUAUGAUAUGUCAAACUCAACAAAGAUAUACUCAAGAUCUAACUUGCAAAAUAGUUCUAAUUUUUCUACCAACUUCACUAGCAAAGGCGUGUAUCCGGGCUCUGGUCGAUUGGACAGACAUGGAAUGCCUGUUAGAGGAGAUUCGGAUGAGUUUAGCCGUGGUUUUUUGCACAUAUAUUAAGAUGAUUUAAGUUCAAGUUUGCAGAUUGAGUUUCAAAAGUGUUUAACAUGCUAACAUAUAUAUAUGUAUCUAGUUCUGAAUGUUUAGAAGGAGAGCCUGGAGUAACGGUAAAGUUGUCUUUGUGUGACCUAUAGGUCACGGGUUCGAGCCGUGGAAUCAGCCAUUGAUGCUUGCAUCAGGGUAGACUACCUAUAUCACACCCUCUUGAUGUGCGGCCAUUUCCCUGACUCUGUGUAAAUGCGUGAUGCUUUGUGUAUCAGGCCCGUUAGUUCUGAAUGUUUAAUGUCCUGAACCUGCAUUUUCCUUUGUGUUAGAAAUAUAAUUACUGAACUGAUAUGAA
Messenger RNA from Nicotiana tabacum (common tobacco), 1769 nucleotides. RefSeq names its product protein IQ-DOMAIN 22-like. The record is from RefSeq and is a predicted model, not a curated record. Gene Ontology annotation, molecular function: protein binding. NCBI's taxonomy places the organism in Eukaryota, Viridiplantae, Streptophyta, Magnoliopsida, Solanales, Solanaceae.